Microplitis demolitor is the source of this 3092-nucleotide messenger RNA. RefSeq names its product heterogeneous nuclear ribonucleoprotein A1, A2/B1 homolog (gene Hrb87F). NCBI's taxonomy places the organism in Eukaryota, Metazoa, Arthropoda, Insecta, Hymenoptera, Braconidae. The transcript has 6 exons. Bases 173 to 1348 code for a protein of 391 amino acids. Gene Ontology annotation, molecular function: RNA binding. The record is from RefSeq and is a predicted model, not a curated record.
CUACUCGACUAAAUAAACGGACGCUCUAAAAAUCGAUCGGCUUCGUCAGUCGGAAGCCAUUUAAGUUUUCCUCACUAGUUAUUAGUGCGUCGCAUUGGAUACUCAGUUAACAGUAAUUUUAUAAACACCACAUAUUUAUUAUCAGUGAUAUUUUUUUUAUCACCCGUCCAAAAUGGUCAAGAUGGAACAUGAGGACGGAAAAAAUGAACCAGAGCAUGUCCGUAAAUUAUUUAUUGGAGGUCUGGACUACAGAACAACAGACGAUUCGCUGAAGAAACACUUCGAGCAAUGGGGUGAAAUAGUCGAUGUUGUCGUGAUGAAAGACCCCAAGACCAAACGUUCACGAGGGUUCGGAUUUAUAACUUAUUCCCGCGCGCACAUGGUCGAUGAUGCACAGAAUGCGAGACCUCAUCGAGUUGAUGGCCGCGUUGUCGAGCCGAAACGCGCGGUCCCGAGACAGGAGAUCGGGCGACCCGAGGCCGGUGCCACCGUCAAGAAACUCUUCGUCGGUGGACUUAAAGACGACCACGAGGAAGAUGAUCUGAGACAGUAUUUCCAGAGCUACGGAAGCAUUAAUUCCAUUAGUAUUGUCACCGACAAAGAGACUGGUAAGAAACGCGGGUUUGGAUUCGUUGAGUUCGAUGACUACGAUCCCGUUGAUAAAAUUUGUUUGCAACGGAAUCAUCAGAUACGGGGUAAACAUGUUGAUGUCAAAAAGGCUCUGAGUCGAGCAGAAAUGGCCUCUGCGACCGGAGGAAGUGGUGGUGGCGGCGGUGGUGGUGGUGGUGGCGGCGGUGGUGGCAGCAGCCGCGGGGGACAAUCUGGCGGCCGCGGGCCUCGAUCAGGCAACCAAGGAAGCGGAAACUGGGGUGGCCGUGGUUCUGGUGGUGGUGGUGGCGGCGGUGGCGGUGACUGGAACAACGGAGGUGGACAAGGGGGUUACGGGGGUGGUAACCAAAACAACUGGGGUGGCAACGGACCCUGGGAGAGCCAAAACCAAGGCGGUGGUAAAGGUAACUGGGGUGGACAAGGUGGCCAAGGUGGAUACAACAGCGGUGGCAAUUGGAGUAACGACAACUUUGGAAGUGGCUACCAACAAGGAUACGGUGGUGGCCCAGUUAGGAGUAAUUUCAAUUCCGGCGGAAGACCAGCACCCUACGGUACUAGUAUGGGCCCUAGUGGAAGACAAUCUGGAGACGCGAGGUGGAUGCCACCCUUCGGUGGACAAGGACCAAUGGGAGGUAACUCCGUUGGAGGUGGCGGUGGUGGUGGCUACGGUGGAGGCAACCAAGGCUACGGCGGCGGAAACAUGGGUGGAGGUAAUAUGGGCGGCGGAAGACGUUACUAAUAUGUUUAAUAUAACAUCGCAUCUUAAUGACGCAAACUCUCUCCCUCGAAGAUGUUAGCUUGCAGUGAAAUUAAAAAAAAAAAAAGUAUUUUAUAAGAGAGCAUUCGAUUAAAAUAAAGUUGAGUCGACGGAAGGUAUAAUGUAGAUAAAAGAACGUAACUAACGUGAUCUUUGUGAAUUUUGAACCUCAGGUGAACCCCAAUACUACUUGUUGUCUUCUAGUCCGUCAAGUACAUAGAAAAUCUUGUGUACUAUACUACUGUGUGUUAGUUACUGUGGAGGCAGGGCUAAAAGGCGUAUAGUCAGAUCAGACAGGCAUGAGGCCCAAGGCAGGACAAUCAGGAUCGAAUACAGGAUGAAAAUAAUUUAUUAUUUAAAUAAAAAGACAAAUAAUAACAUUUGUGCAAGAGAUGCGUCACCCAUUAUUGUAAUUUAUUGAGCUUGAGGGAUUAUUCUAUUUUAUAUAUUUUUAAUUUCAUAUUGCAUUGAUAUACUAAUUAUUAUCAAGUAAUUAUUAUUUAUUAUCCAGAGACUCAUUAGUCUCUUCAGUGUAUUAUGUAGCACCGAUAUAACAUUACAAAUAAUUAAAAGUUGUAGUUGUUACAGGUAAUCUGUAAUCAAUACUGUCAGAUAACGUUUCUUAAUUAAUUAACUAAUUAAUUAUUCAGUUUAUUUGAUUAUCUUAUGCACCGAUUACUUUUUUUUCUACAUUUUUAUCUCAAAUAAUUACCGGAUUUUUUUAGUCUCACUUGAGUCUUUCAGUUAAAUUUCAUCUGAAUGUUCCCGCGUAAAAAAAAUUUUUGAAAAAGUCAUGACUUUUCUAAACUUUAAAACGUAAUGACUUUUUUUUACGAUUCUUAAGGAUUCUGAAGUUAGCAGACCAUUAAUAAUUUUAUGAUUUUUUUUUCAACACUAAUUUAUAAAAAAAAAAAAAAAAAACUAAAAAAAUUCACAUGUAGAAAAUUCAAAAAACUAUAUGUCCAAUUUUUUUUUUCAAAUCCAAAAAUUAUUAGGAGUCAGCUUAAUUCAGUAUCAUAAUUUUGAAUUAUUUUUGAAUGAGUGGGAAUGUAACAGAUGUGAGGAAAAUUUUAAAUUAAAAAUUAACGAACUUAAUAAUUAAGUAUAUGAAAAUAAAAAAAUGCACAUACAGAUUUUCAAAAUCUCUAAAUGUGCAUUUUUUUAAUUUUAUUAAAUUUACAUUUAAUUCACUUAUUUCGAAAUUUUAAAAGAUACACUUUUCAAAAGUUUAAAAAUUUCAUGUCACGUUUUGAAGUUUAAAAAAGACGCUAUUUUUUCAAAAAUUCUUUUACGCGGGUUAUCUUUUUUUUUUUUUAAUAAUUAAGGAGUUAAAUUGUAAUAACAUUUAGGAUUUGCAAAAGAUAUAUUAUUUAUAUAUUAAUUAUUAUAAUAAUUAUUGUGCAAGUUUUAAGUUAGUGAUUAUUUUUAAAGACAGCAGUUUGAUAACAAAAGACAUUUUCGAGGGAGAGGAUUAAAGUAAUAUAUUUAUAAAGGAUUCAAAUAAAAGUAAUAAGCGAGAACGCGCGCGUUAGAUUACUUUGACAAUUAAUAAUUAAUAAUAAAUGAUAAUUGAUAAUAAAAGUUUGAUAAGUAAGAAAAUUUGAUAAUAAAAUUUUCAAUGUCUAGGUGUUAUUAUGUAGGACUAAAAAUGAUUGAAUUAAUUUUAAGUUGUAAUUGUCUUAAGAUAGAUUAUUUGAUUAAUAAUAAAAAAUGACCAGAACCUUUU